GAAAGUUAAAUCCUGACCAAUAGCAUACGCCUGUCAGCUUCUCUCAUUUAUCAUUCGGCCUUUGUCUGAUUAGACUAGCAUAUUACCUUUCCUUCCUGGAAAAUAUAUCCGGCCAUUUGGAUUCAGCAUUAGGGACUGAGUUGAAGGGACAUCAAUAAUGAUCAGACAUCAUAGAUGAAAGCUAUUUUUCGCCAGGACAGAGACCUCACUCAGUUGAAAUAAUGAGGACUUUAGAUUUAGAUGAAUCGUUCAUUGAUCCUUUUCUGGAGCUAGCUCCGUUUUCUGCACGCUCUGAAAAAACUUAUGAUGAAGGACGCACAAAAGUAGAACACAGACAGAUAAUUGGGAAUUUACCGAUACCAAUAGAUAAUUUAAAAGCUCAUCUACCAUUUUUAGCCAUUCAUCUACAAGAAGCUCUAGCUGAAUCAGUUUCUGCAGGAAAUCCGAAUCAAAUAGAUAAAAGUAAUCAGUCAAUCAUUGACAAAUCGGCACUUCAUUUAUCAUCUUUAUUUCCACAUCGUGUGUUCAAAAAUCGAGAGAGGAGACCACCUAAACAGAACUAA
Molecule: messenger RNA, 563 nt
Organism: Schistosoma haematobium
Lineage: Eukaryota; Metazoa; Platyhelminthes; Trematoda; Strigeidida; Schistosomatidae
Product: Dehydrogenase reductase SDR member 1
Exons: 3
Coding region: 222-563 (113 amino acids)
Source: RefSeq, a predicted model, not a curated record